This is a messenger RNA of Merops nubicus (carmine bee-eater), 2151 nucleotides long. Its product is annotated as peripheral-type benzodiazepine receptor-associated protein 1-like. The annotation marks the transcript as partial. Gene Ontology annotation, biological process: neuromuscular synaptic transmission. Gene Ontology annotation, molecular function: protein binding. The record is from RefSeq and is a predicted model, not a curated record. The transcript is spliced from 12 exons. Lineage: Eukaryota; Metazoa; Chordata; Aves; Coraciiformes; Meropidae.
GAACCAGGUGUGCAACCACUGGGACCUGCUUCUGAAGGACAUGAAAAUUUCCCUCCCAAAAAUGUGAUCACAGACCAAGAGAGCAGCCAACAGAUAGAGCAGCUGGAGUUUGAACUCAAGAAAAAACGCAAAAAAUGUGAAAACCUUGAGCAUGAAGUGAGGAAAAAGCAUAAAAGAUGCAAAGAACUGGAGAUCCAGCUGCAGGAGGUACAGAGUGAAAAUGCACGACUGGCUGAAGAGAACCUGCACCUGAAUGAGAAGGCUGGAUGGGCAGGACAGGUUGAAUCUGAGAAUGCUGACCUGAAAUUACAGGUGGUUUUGGUUACCAAGGAACGGGAUUCAGUAAUUCAGACGAAUCAAGGACUCCAAACCAAGCUGGAGAAUCUAGAGCAGGUGCUGAAGCACAUGAGAAAUGUGGCGGAGCGAAGGCAGCAGCUGGAAGUGGAGCACAAGGAAGCACUGCUAGUCCUGCAGGAGAAGCAGGAGGAGGUCAGGCGCUUGCAGCAGGCUCAGGCAGAGGCAAAAAGAGAACAUGAAGGAGCAGUACAGCUUCUAGAGGCCCGGGUGAAGGAUCUAGAAGACCAGUGUCGCAGCCAAACAGAGCAGUUCAGCCUUCUGUCCCAGGAGCUCAAACAAUUCCGGCUUCAGACAGGAAAAAUUGACCUCCUCACCUCCACACUGGUGACUUCUGAGCUUCCUCUUGCUCUGUGCAGCUCUGCCCCACAGCCCCACUGGGAGAAGGAAUCGACUGUUGCUGGAUUGCCUGCUCACCAGAGCACAAAGAAGGUUCACAAUGAGGAGGCUGAUCAGCUGGAGUCAUCACAGCGGGGGCCUGAUGCCACUGUUGGCUCCCCAGUCGCUGCUGCCCAUUCUCAGAAACCAGCCAAGAAACUGGAAUCUCAGUCAAACUCUUCAAAAUCAGAAUCCAUGCAGAACAGUCCCAAAUCCUGCCCCACUCCAGAGGUGGACACUGCAAGUGAAAUGGAAGAACUGGAUGUUGACAGCAUCUCUCUAAUGCCAGAGCCAAGCAGCCAAGGUCCUGCAAAGCUCCAGGUGUUCUUAGCUCGAUACAGCUAUAACCCUUUUGAUGGACCUAAUGAAAAUCCAGAGGCAGAGCUUCCACUGACUGCAGGAGAAUAUAUUUACAUCUAUGGAGACAUGGAUGAAGAUGGCUUCUUUGAAGGGGAGCUGAUGGAUGGCCGGCGAGGGCUGGUCCCCUCCAAUUUUGUUGAGCGAGUUUCAGAUGAUGACCUCAUGACGUUUCUGCCUUCGGAGCUGAAUGAUCUCACCCAUAGUUCAUACCAGGAGAAAAGUUUUGUCAGUGCGAGCACCAGCAGUGGAGAUAAGAGUGAUUUCUCCAUUGAAGAGAGUAGCAUCAGUCCAUUGGCCAGUAGAGCAGAAGGAGACCAGGAGGAGCCCGUUAGUCAUACAGCAGUGCCUUACCCGAGAAAACUGACUUUGAUCAAGCAGCUUGCCAGAAGCAUAGUUGUAGGCUGGGAACCACCUCUUUUGCCAGCUGGCUGCCCAGACAUCCAAAGCUACAACAUCUACGUGGACGACGAGUUACGUCAGAACGUGAAGAGCGGCCUCCAGAGCAAGGCAGUGAUCGAGAGGCUGGAUGUGAAGAGCCAGACGUACCGCGUGGCCGUGCAGGCCCUGACCGAGCGGGGCGGCUCCGACAAGCUGCGCUGCACCUUGGUGGUGGGCCAAGAGCUGGGGAUAGCCCCCACCAUGCUGAAGGUCAGGAACGUCACUGCCACGUCAGCAGAGGUGACGUGGCUGCCCUCCAACAGCAAUUACAGCCACGCGGUUUAUCUCAAUGGGGUGGAGUGUGACAUAACAAAACCUGGGGUCUACUGGUACAGCUUCCACAACCUGCAGCCCAGCUCUCGGUACGUUGCCAAGCUGGAGGCCCGGCCCUUGAGAACGCCUUGGGAGGAGGUCCCAGAGGGGCAGGAGCAGAACUCAGCUGAGAUACACUUCUCCACCCCGCUGGCAGGCACACCUGAUGCUCCUCUGGACGUCCAGGUGGAAGCUGGUCCCUCGCCAGGUAUCCUGGUGAUCAGCUGGUUACCAGUCACCAUCGAUGCCGAGGGCUCUUCCAAUGGAGUUCGAGUCACCGGUUACGCCGUGUACGCCGAUGGCCAGAAG